Pundamilia nyererei is the source of this 3515-nucleotide messenger RNA. Its product is annotated as actin-related protein 3. The record is from RefSeq and is a predicted model, not a curated record. The transcript is spliced from 12 exons. Bases 208 to 1464 code for a protein of 418 amino acids. Lineage: Eukaryota; Metazoa; Chordata; Actinopteri; Cichliformes; Cichlidae.
CUCCGUCCACUUGGGGCCACAGUUGCCCGUCUGAACCUGCUGACUCUGCACUAGAAGAAAUUCCACCGCACCCGGAAGCGCUCUCCGUUCGGCUGCUAUUCUGCUAUUCAUUCAGGCUGCAGCGAUUUCAUUCAGCCGUUGUUGAUCUCUCCGCUUGUGUCGGGCGCCUCAUUUACUUCUCCGUGGACAGAUUGAAGGAGAGCGAGCAUGGCUGGUCGGCUACCGGCUUGUGUUGUUGACUGCGGUACGGGGUACACGAAGCUCGGAUAUGCAGGAAACACAGAGCCACAGUUCAUCAUGCCUUCAUGUAUUGCGAUCAAAGAAUCGGCCAAGGUCGGAGACCAGGCCCAGCGCAGGAUGAUGAAGGGAGUCGAUGAUUUGGAUUUUUUCAUCGGGGACGAAGCCAUCGAUAAACCGUCGUAUGCAACAAAGUGGCCCAUCCGUCACGGGAUUGUGGAAGACUGGGACCUGAUGGAAAGGUUUAUGGAGCAGAUCAUCUUCAAGUAUCUGCGGGCAGAACCUGAAGAUCAUUACUUCCUUUUGACAGAACCUCCCCUCAACACACCAGAAAACAGAGAGUACACAGCAGAGAUCAUGUUCGAGUCCUUCAAUGUCCCCGGCCUCUACAUUGCUGUUCAGGCUGUCCUGGCGCUGGCUGCCUCCUGGACAUCCAGACAGGUGGGAGAACGAACGCUGACGGGGACGGUGAUCGACAGCGGAGACGGGGUCACGCACGUCAUCCCGGUGGCUGAAGGCUACGUCAUCGGCAGCUGCAUCAAGCACAUCCCCAUCGCCGGUCGAGACAUCACAUACUUCAUCCAGCAGCUCCUGAGGGAACGAGAGGUGGGGAUUCCUCCAGAGCAGUCUCUGGAGACGGCUAAAGCUGUCAAGGAGCGGUUCAGCUAUGUGUGCCCUGACCUUGUUAAAGAGUUUAACAAGUACGACACAGACGGCAGCAAAUGGAUCAAACAGUACACGGGCGUCAACGCCAUCACCAAGAAGGAGUUCACCAUCGACGUUGGGUACGAGCGCUUCCUCGGCCCUGAGAUCUUUUUCCACCCUGAGUUUGCCAACCCAGACUUCACCCAGCCCAUCUCAGAAGUGGUGGAUGAAGUCAUCCAGAACUGUCCCAUCGACGUCAGGCGUCCUCUCUACAAGAAUGUCGUGCUCUCUGGAGGCUCCACCAUGUUCAGGGACUUUGGCAGACGCCUGCAGAGGGACCUGAAGAGGACUGUGGAUGCACGACUGAAAAUAAGCGAAGAGCUGAGCGGUGGGAAGUUGAAGCCCAAACCCAUCGAUGUGCAAGUCAUCACCCAUCACAUGCAGAGGUACGCUGUCUGGUUCGGAGGAUCAAUGCUGGCAUCUACUCCCGAGUUCUACCAAGUGUGCCACACCAAGAAAGACUACGAGGAGAUCGGGCCAAGCAUCUGCCGCCACAACCCCGUCUUUGGAGUCAUGUCUUAGGCGAUGGAGAGAAAGAAUGCAUUCAGGGGAGGCCAAGAAGAGGAAAAACAAAAAACGGACGAUGCAAGACCUCACGUGCUGUGCAAGUCCCUCCAGCCUUUGCACGGAUGCUCCGACAGAUUAUUUGUAUAGAGCUACAGUGGACCAAACAAACUGCCAGAAGAGUGGCAGCAUCCUCACAAAUUAGAGGAAAGAGGUGACUCAGCCCAAAGGAUCCUCAGAUAAAAUGUUUACUGCAAGUAGGCUGAUGAUGAUGAUAAUAAUAAUAAUGAUGAUGAUGAUAGGUGAUAAAUCUUUAAUUUCUGCGUGCCUCAUAUAUGUACUUACUCUAUCCUCACAGGAUUGUAAAAUGUAAUUAAUCAACAUGAGUCCUGUAUAAAUGCAAUUCUGUGUAUAUGGGUUGGGUUGUGGUAUGUGUUCUGUACUCUAAAAACUGAAAGUGUAACGGUUGUUUUAAGAAACACAUCAUGCUUUGCUACGCGAUUACUCAAAAGCUUGGAGUCACUUUGAAAUUUUCUUGUUUUUGAAAGAAUAUUAGAUUUUUUAAAAUCUCAUGUAACAUGAAGUGGAUCAGAAAUGUAUAAAUAACUCUGUAGGCAUACUUGGGUCCAUUUUCUGUAACCAUCACUCCUCUUUUAGUGGCAUAUAGUGUUCCCCAGUUCAAAUUUCGCAUGUUAAAAGGCCGCUAAUUAUGCUAGCCUGACUGAAAACUGUCCCGCUGAUUUAAAAAGCCAUGCGUUUAGUUUUAUCGAUGUCUGGGGCAUCAUCGUUUGGGGUCAGUUAAAGUGGAAACAAACAAGGCCUAAAGUGUUCUCGUUCUAAGAACUGAAGAUUUCAGUCUGUGGUGUGUACCAAUCCUUUCUUCGAAAAGCCGAAUCUGGCUUCAGCCACCGGUGCUGAAGUGAAUGCAUAACUGACCGGAAAUAAGUGCAUCUUAGGGCUGAGAGUCUCACAGCUUCUCAGGUGGCAGCAUCUUUAAAUGGUACCUGUAAGAGUAACACUGUUCCAGUUUGUAAAGGGAUAGUACACACUGUUGUAUGACAGUUUUAAUUUUUCUGCAGUUUUCAUACAGAGAAAAGACGAAUGGUUCAGAUUCAUUGCCUCUUUAAUCAGCACAGCUUUCAGCUUCGCUAUCAUUAUUGGAAAAGUUUUUAUAAGUCAACCUUUUAACAAGAACAAAAUGUUCUGCUGGGUGAUAAAGGAGCGAUGCUUGCUGAAAACGAGACCCUGCAUGAGCCUACAUCGAUAUUUUAAUAAUUCGAGGAGCCUCUGUAUGUGCAUGUGCUCUUGGCUUGUGUCAGCAACUGUUCAUCUGAUCCACUUGUUAUUUGGCGGGCGUAUUGCUGGGCUCCCAAAUACGUGCAGUAUAAAGUGCAAUGAAAUAAUCUGGAUGGGCGUUCCUCGUGAGGACAAAGUCACUGCUCUCACUAACUGUGAGGAAUCAGGGAACAUCUGUAAAUGGUAGCUACUCACAUAGCACGCACUGCCCUGCUUCCAUUUAAAUUUAUUAAUAAUUUGUGAUGAAACAAUUAAAUCUCAGAGCUUCUCUUUCAAGGACAGCUUUUUUUCCAAGUGACCCCAAAGGCAGCCUUUCUGUGCAGCAGCUUUAUGAUAAUGAAAUUGGUGCAAGCAUUAAAAAAAAAGAAGGAAAAAAAUAGAAAUCACCAAAACAAACUGACCAUUCCCAUUUCCUUUGUUUUUUUUAAGUACCCUCAGUACCUGGAAGAAAUAUUUAUUUGAAUUUACAUGAAAUUAUUUGCUCGUGUUUGUUUCUUCCUGGUUCCUCCUGCAGCAUUAUGACAAAUCACCACCGCUUUGCUCUUUUUUUUUAAAUCCCCCCCCCCCCCAUUUGUAUGAAUCAUCUCUUGAACAACCCGUCUUUGAAGGAAAAACAAAUCGUAUUAAUAUAUGAACAUGCAGUUUGAAUGACUUGUUGGACUGUCACUGUUGCCUAGAUCUCAGUUAUACUGGAUAGCCUUGUACUGUACCAAAUCUGGAUUUCAAUGCUGGCAUUCCAAUAAACGCCAAGGAGAUGUUUCUUCACGUGUUGA